This is a messenger RNA of Oikopleura dioica, 1905 nucleotides long. The record is from the annotation of a GenBank genome assembly. Lineage: Eukaryota; Metazoa; Chordata; Appendicularia; Copelata; Oikopleuridae.
AUGUUUCUUUGGCAAUGGUGCCUUCUGAUCUUCCAGGUUAACUGCGGGAAGUCGCGCGGAAAUCGGAGGAAACAAAAAGAAGAAAAGACCGAAAGAGUCAAGAUUCUCGCCUCGCUGCCGGAAGAUGAUAAGUAUUUAUUCAGCCAAAACCACGUUCGUCCUGCGAUCAACUACGCGCUGCAGACAAUCAAAGACGAGCAAAACUUUCUGUCAAAUUUCGAGUUUGACGUUGAGUACAUCGACUCGGGAUGCAACCGGGAAGCGAUGCUGACCACCGCCGAUACCUUUUACAAAAACAAGCAAAAUGGAACAGAAGUCGAUCUGAUUCUCGGUCCAGUUUGCUCACACGCUGCGGAUGGAGUCAACGACUUUUCCAAGUUUUGGAACAAAGCAAUGAUCACGUCUGGUGCGAUGGCGAUGGCGUUUACUGAUGUCUACCAGCCGACGCUGACUCGGAUCACUGCGCCUUUCACGGAGAUCGGCGAGUUUUUCAAAAGCCUCUUCGUCCAGCUCGACUACUGGAAGCACACCAUUCAUCUCCUCUACCAUUCGCCCGAAGAUUUGACCAAAGACUGCUAUUUCGCCAUGGAAGCAAUUCAAUACACCCUACAGAUGAAUACAGGCACUCGUUUUCGCGUCCUCAACACAGUCGUCCAGUAUCCAAUGUGCUGCAUCAACUACAACGAAGUGCUUGAUCAGAUGAAAGAUCCAAGAGUAGUGGUCACCUGCGGAAGCGAAGAUUUCGUGAGAAACAUGAUGAUUGCUGCGAAACGACGAGGAAUGACUGAACCAGAGCAAAAUGUCUGGUACACUGUUGAUCUCUUCAAUGCUUCGUAUUUCGGCCAUGGAUCGUGGAAACGAAAUGACGACAAAGACGAAGAAGCAAGAGAUGCUUAUAAAGCCCUUCAAGUAGUCACACUGCGGACCAACAUUCGAAACGCGAGGAGAACAAUCAAGGGCAACGAGGAAUACGUUCCUUACCAAUCUUCGGCUUCGCAUGUGGCACCUAGACAAGGACAAUUCGAACACUUUUCCCAGACCAUGGCGGAGGACUACCGGAAAAUGGGGAUUCUGGAAGACGAGGAAGAAUUUAGAGUCAAUUCUUUCGUCGAGGGAUUUCACGAUGCGCUCAUUUUAUACGCAAUGGCGAUUGACGCCUCCCUCGGCGACGGAACUGACUGGCGCGAUGGUACCCAAAUCUCCGCGCAAAUGCGAGCCCGGCAGAUGAACGGGAUCGCCUCGCAAGUAAAAAUCGACGAACACGGAAAUCGCUUUGGCGACUACAGUCUCCUCGCCAUGGAUCGCGAACCUUCAGGCAAUAAAUAUAAAUUCAAGACAAUUUACACCUUCCUACGAUCGAAAGGCAUUGGAACGUCGGAGACUCCGGUGAUGCCUCGAAUCUACGUUCCCGAAGUGCCCGUUUGGGACGUCCCGAUCGACAUCGGACAAGAUCAUCAAAUCGCGUCAACUUCCUCCUCUCUCGACGCACUGGCAGCGAGAGAAAAGAGUAACAGGUGGUUGAUGUACGCGGGGGGCUUGUUGCUGGCUGCGGUCGUUCUUUCUGGCUUCAUUCUAGUCGCGGUUCUUCUUUGCAAGCGAAUGAAACUACCAGCGUCAAAAGCAAUUCCGCCACCGCUACGACAGCACCCAACGUUACAACGAACUCAUGCGCCUCUUCACAAAGAGCUCAGUACUUACUCUACAAACUCCGUGGGAGCCGUCUCAUACGCAGCUCCAAUGUCAGCUGCUGGACGCAGUGGCGGUCGCCGGUCCUCACUCUCGACUACUGGUCACAUGGCUCUAGAACGCACAGUAACGCAAGUCACUUACUGUCCAGAUGAGUUUGAGCGGCGCCACUCGCGGGACAACUUGGAGGAGGCCCAAAGUCAUUACGAAAAUGCUUGA